GCAACAGGGCGUCCGGCGUCUGCAACUCGCAGACAGUCAUGUGCGUCGACGGUGGCGGCGACAAUGUGGAGUAUCGCCUGCAUCUCCGCCAUCCUCUGGAGUCUCGGCAGCGGCCUGGGUCCUUCGUGCUGCAGGUUGGCCAACGGCACGUGCAGACAUGCCUGCGAAGGGGCCUCUUUACUCACCAUCGCAACGGACAACGUGGAGCGCCUGCGGUUUGGAAACUUGAUAGCUGAGCUAUGCCCAGAAGAUCAAGAUCUGUUGGAGUUCUGGUCCUGCAUCAAUGACACCCUAGAAGACAUCAACCGUGGAGACGGCUGGUUCGGCCGACCCUGCUGCCACAAGCCCAAGCUCAAGAAAUGCCAGCUGGCCUGCCUAAAGGCGCAAAGCCUCCAAGACCUGCAGCCGGCCUGCAGGCAGAGCGACGAGAUAGACUUCCAAGCCUGUCUGGAAAAGCAAGACUUGGGAGAGCGGUGCUGCAACGGCGCCCAGACCCCCGAGUGCUACAUAGCCUGCAAGGGCGUCUUCGUCGACCCGGAGUCCCGGCGAAAAGAGCGAGAGAUCAAGGAAAGCCUGGACGUCCACUGCUCAGCCCAGAGCCCCGUCGUGCUCGACUGCGUGCGAAACGUAACCCAUGCCAAGCGUUCCCAAACGGCGCACCAAAAGAUCCACUGCUGCGAGCACGCGCCCAACGACAGAUGCCGAAGCACGUGCAUCCACGUACUCCAGACUCUCGAGAUCGAGCAGGAGAUCAUGGAGGGACUCCUAGCUGGCGGCUGCGAUGCGCCGAUGCUUCACGACAAGCUCUGGCAAUGCUUCCUGUACAGCUCCAAGCCCAAGCUCCCAGUGGCCACAAAGACCUUCCUACCCAGCGACGGCGCCAAGAUACAAUGCUGUCUUCGAGCAACCACGAUAGAAUGCCAGAGGUUCUGCCUCAAGACGUACGGGGCGGACUGGGGAUCUUACUGGGAGACCUUCCACACCAAGUGCCAGUACCACCCCGCAGAAGUGGACAUGCAGAACUGCCUCGCAGAUGUGGACGAGCCGUGCGAGCUGGGUUGCGAUGACCUGUCGUACUGCACCCACUUCAACCGGCGCCCGACCGAGCUGUUCCACAGCUGCAACGCGCGCUCGGACAAGACGGCCGAGGCCGACGUGCGCCUCUGGUCCCAGGGUCUGAUCCGCCUGCCGGUCAUGGACAUCCCCGUCCGCAACGUGUCCACCUGUCCCCCGGAGGCCUGGAAGGCCGUCGCCUGCACCCUCCAGCUCAAACCGUGCCACAGACACGACCACGCCAGUGCCAUCUGCAAAGACGACUGUGUGGACAUCCUGAACCGCUGCGUGGACCCAAGCCGCCUCAAGGAGUUCCAGACGCCCUACACCCUCUGCGAAGCGCUGGCUCCUCCGGGGGAAAACCCGCCCUGCAUCUCCCUCAGGCCUUACCUGGAAAUGAGCAAGCUGGAGGCCAACGUGCGUGAGGUCACUCAUCCCUGCAGAGCGCACACUUGCAACGCCUCGAGCAUAUGCAUUCUCAAGCGCAAAUGCUCGGACAAGGACUACCCCUGCAGCAAGUACCAGUGCGUCUCAGGGUGCUUAGUCGGCGAAGCCUCCAAGACGAUUGUGCCCAGGGGGACUUUCGUUAGCAUCCCGACCUUGGCGCACGACAGCAAAUGCUCCAUGGUGUGCCGCUGUUCCAACACGGGGACUCUCCAAGACUGCACGCCACAGCCUUGCACGGGAACUGACGAACCCUGCUGGCUCGGAGGCCGCAAAUACCCACACAACACAAGGUUCACGGUCGACUGCAGCGACUGCUUCUGCGAUUCCGGCAAGGUCACGUGCACCGCAGGGCCCUGUUCCUUGGACGACACCUCCAGACGGAAGGGCAUCCUCGCGAGAGGACUCCCGUGUAGCUGCCCGAAGGACUACUUUGCUGUGUGUGGCUCAAACGGCAAGACAUACCCGAAUGCGUGCCUCGCAAGGUGUGCCGGGGUUAGCCCAGAUCACUUCAAGAUCGGAGUAUGCUUCGACAUGGACCCGUGUGCGUCCAACCCCUGUCCUCGUAACACGAGAUGCAUUGUAAACAGAAAAGUCUGCCUGGUCCUCGGAUAUGAUGUCUGCAAGCAGUACAUUUGUGUGAGCCCCAACAAGAACUGUCGCCAGGAGCCCGCAGAGACUGUGUGCGACACGAAACACCAGGAACACUACAACCUGUGCAUGCUCUUCAAGAGGGGCAGCUCCUUGGCGCACUUUGGAAACUGCGAGCAACAAUGUCAGCAGCACGGCCUCGUUUGCGGCAUCGACGGAGAGACGUACAAGAGCGAGUGCGAGGCCAAGGCGCAGAGGGUUCUCGUCGACUACCGGGGACCCUGCCUCACAGUCGCUGUGCAGGACUACCCUGAAGGGGUCAACGACCGUCUCAGCUACUGCAGCAAGGUCCGCUGUGCUCCUCUGCCGUCCAAGGCCUGCACUCCUACCAUGCUUCGCGGAGUGUGCUGUCCCGUUUGCGGUUCAGCCCUGCGGAUUGGUUACAACGAAAAGCUCGCAAAGCAUGCCGUGAACGCUGCAAAAACAGACCAGCCAAUGACCCUCCGUGAGAUUCUGGAACGACUCCGUGAACAAGUGUACACGUCCGAGUGCGACCUCUUCGGCUAUUUAGACCUGCGCUCCAACAUCAUCGUCGUCGUCGUCCCGGUGACCAAGUACCCUACCAGCCUGCAAGUCAUGGCGUGUCAGAAAGAAGCACAAAAGCUGGACACGCUCAUCCGCGCCAGAAGCCCGCGGCUGCUCAGUCUGCUAUCUCUGUCUGUGUUCACAACAACGGCGGAAGUCCACGAAGAGACAAUGUCAUCUGACACGGCCGGGAGGUCUCCGGGUCUUGAAGUGUCAUGUCUUCUAGCCCUCUUCUGGAGUAUGGCAGCGGUCUACUUGACGGUACCUCUGUGAUCAGCCUGAAAAGUGAGACGUGAUCUUCCCUUCAAACGGCGGAAUAGAGUUGGGGGUACUCUGAGUGAAG
Ixodes scapularis (black-legged tick) is the source of this 3016-nucleotide messenger RNA. RefSeq names its product reversion-inducing cysteine-rich protein with Kazal motifs (gene Reck). Bases 64 to 2946 code for a protein of 960 amino acids. Gene Ontology annotation, biological process: extracellular matrix organization. Gene Ontology annotation, molecular function: metalloendopeptidase inhibitor activity; protein binding. Gene Ontology annotation, cellular component: plasma membrane. The record is from RefSeq and is a predicted model, not a curated record. Lineage: Eukaryota; Metazoa; Arthropoda; Arachnida; Ixodida; Ixodidae. The transcript has 22 exons.